AUGAAGACACCUGAAGGUUCGGCAAAGCAGAGGUCUACAAUUGGCGUACAGCAUUCGGCAGUCAAGCUACUGAAGGAUGCAUCUUCGAAGAGAGCAGUCCUGCAGAGCGUAAAGAAAGAAGGAGUUUGGAGUCCAACAGAUGAUGUCGUGCUCAUCAGCGCAUGGCUGAACACGAGCAAAGAUCCCGUUGUUGGGAAUGAGCAGAGGUCAGUUGCAUUCUGGAAAAGAAUCGCAGCUUACUUCAACACCAGUCCCAAGCUUGUUGGAUGUGAAACGAGGGAGUCGUCUCAGUGCAAGCAAAGAUGGCACAAGAUCAAUUACCUGGUCUGCAAGUUUUGUGGAGCGUUUGAGGCUGCAACCAGGGAGAGAAGUAGUGGGCAAAAUGAGAAUGAUGUUCUCAAACUUGUCCACGAAAUCUUCUUUAGCAACCACAAAAAGAAGUUCAUCUUAGAGCAUGCCUGGAAGGAAUUGCGUAAUGACCAGAAGUGGUCUGAGCUAUCUACUGCAAAAAAUGAUGGAAGUUCGAAGAAGAGGAAGGUUGAUGACGCUUCACAGUCAGAGAGCUCUCAAGCAAUUGAAACCGAUGAUGAAAGAACCAACCGUCCCCGUGGCGUUAAGGCAUCAAAAGCUAAUGGGAAGAAGGCAAUGGUUGAUGGCAAGGAUUUUGCUAAGUUCCAGACGAUGUGGACGAUCAAGAAGCAGGAUUUGGAGAUAAAGGAAAGGCUGUCCAAGAUGAAGCUACUGGACAGUCUCCUUGGAAAACAAGAAACGCUACAAGAUUAUGAGGAAGCGCUGAAGAAGAAACUCAUAACUGAGUUGAUAUGCUCAUGGAAGGCUUGGUCUCUCUUCACUCCAAAAGUGUACAGCAGCUAUUCUCGUCUAUUGUCAUAUGGUACUGCGGCGGAUACGGUAGACGAAUACCUCCGGCUCGGUGAAACUACAAGUCGGUCAUGUUCGGAGAAUUUUGUGGAAGGAAUUAUACAAUUAUUUGGCGAUGAGUACCUAAGAAGACCAACUCCGACUGAUCUUCAACGUCUACUUGAUAUUGGAGAGUACCGUGGAUUUUCCGGGAUGAUAGGAUGCAUCGAUUGUGUGCAUUGGGAGUGGAAGAAUUGUCCCACUGCUUGGAAAGGGCAAUAUUCUCGUACCUUAAACGAUAUCAAUGUUCUUGAUCGCUCACCGGUUUUUGAUGACAUAAUAAAGGGUCAUGCUCCGGAAGUCAUUUACUAUGUCAAUGGAAGAGAGUAUCAUAUGGCUUACUAUCUCACCGAUGGUAUUUAUCCGAAAUUGGCAACUUUUAUCCAAUCUAUUCCAUUACCACAAGGGCCGAAAGCAGUUUUAUUCGCUCAACGUCAAGAAGCUGUCCGAAAGGAUGUCGAGCGUGCUUUUGGAGUCUUGCAAGCUCGCUUUGCCAUCAUAAAAAACCCAGCACUUUUUUGGGAUAAAGUCAAAAUUGGAAAGAUUAUGCAAGCAUGUAUCAUACUUCAUAAUAUGAUAGUAGAAGACGAACGGGAUGGAUACACUCAGUUUAAUGUUUCGGAGUUCCAACAAGGAGAAGACAACGGA
Brassica oleracea var. oleracea is the source of this 1566-nucleotide messenger RNA. Its product is annotated as glutathione S-transferase T2-like. The record is from RefSeq and is a predicted model, not a curated record. The transcript is spliced from 4 exons. Lineage: Eukaryota; Viridiplantae; Streptophyta; Magnoliopsida; Brassicales; Brassicaceae. The annotation marks the transcript as partial.